Molecule: messenger RNA, 1052 nt
Organism: Culicoides brevitarsis
Lineage: Eukaryota; Metazoa; Arthropoda; Insecta; Diptera; Ceratopogonidae
Product: trypsin 3A1-like
Exons: 4
Coding region: 68-961 (297 amino acids)
Biological process (GO): proteolysis
Molecular function (GO): serine-type endopeptidase activity
Source: RefSeq, a predicted model, not a curated record
UCAAAUCAGCAACAACUGAAAAAAAGAAAAGUUGAUAAAAAUUAUUAAAUUUUAAUUGUGAAAAAACAUGAAUUUAAUAAGUGUGUCAAUAGUUCUACUUUUUGUAGCAACAAUUACUGCCCGGGAAUUAAAUAAAUUUUCACGGAAUGGAAAGUGUGACUGCGUUUGUGGAGUUCGAGGAAGAGGAAAUCGAAUUGUUGGCGGAUACGAAGCGACUCCUCAUGAGUUCCCAUGGACUGUAGGACUUUUCCGUCAAGGAAAACUUUAUUGUGGUGCCUCGUUGAUUUCGGAAAAUUUCUUGCUGACAGCGGCACAUUGCGUUGAUGGAAUUAGUCCUGUAGAGAUCAAGGCUUACUUUGGAGGUCAUAAUAUUACGAAGGAUUAUACGGAAAUGCGUCGUAUCAAGAAGAUUCAUCAACAUGAGAGCUUCAAUAUUUUCUCGUUCGAUAAUGACAUUGCUUUGUUAGAAUUGGCCAAGGGUAUUAAAUUUGGACCAAAAGUGCAACCUGCUUGUCUUCCUGAUGGAUCUGUUCGUGAGUUUUCUGGUUCAGAAGGAAUCGUCGCUGGCUGGGGUCGUCUCGCUGAAAAACAACAAACCUCAAUGUCACUUCAAACAGUAACUGUUCCGGUAUGGUCUCGAGAAGAAUGCGCAACUGCUGGUUAUGGUAGCAAACGUAUUACGGAAAAUAUGAUUUGUUCGGGUUACGUUGAGGGAGGAAAAGACGCUUGUCAGGGUGAUUCUGGCGGCAGUUUGGGAAUUCCAUUACCAACAGGCAACAUUCAAAUUAUCGGCGUUGUCUCAUGGGGACGUGGAUGUGGAAGGAAAAACUUACCUGGAAUCUAUACAAAUGUCGUGAAUUACUUGCCAUGGAUCAAUAGACGUCUCAAAAACGAAUGCUUGUGUUCGCCACGUCCUUUGCCAAAGACUUUCUCCGACUUUGUUACCUUUCCAGACAAUUAAUAUCGUAUGGUGGUUUCCUAAAAGAGACACAAAAAACUAGUCAAUUUUUAUUUGUUACUAAAUAUAAUUUGUUACGUUACAUUUUGUUACC